AUGCACAAUGUAAUUGAUGCAAGGUCUUUCCUAAUGCAAGAGUGUCACUGCUGGAGUAGUAAUGUGAACUUCUCAGCUGUGACCAGUAGUUGUAUCUCGAAGAAAAUAUUUAUUCUGUGACAAUUAUUUUCCAUCUCUAUCGCAUCAAUUUUCUAACUAUGGCACUAGGUUUGUUUGUUUUGGCUUAUCUAAUCCGAAGAUGAAAGAUGUUCUGCUCAAAAUAAACGAAAAAUAAGGAUCAGAGAUACUAACUAGCAAUGCAAUGGCCAUGCUGUCUAUUAUGCCUACCUUUUUGCAUGUCUAUGAUGUGAGAAUAUUUCCAAUGAAUAUCUGCUGCUGACUUUUAGUUGAUAGAAGGUGACCGGUUUACGCUGUCUACUGUUCCUUGUUCUUUCCAACUUUUAUAUCUGAUUUGUUACUUUCUGACCAACAUUGUUGGUUGGAGGACUGUUGCGUCUCUCUAAAAGAAGUUGAAGGUGAUGGGUUCACUAGGGCUGCUUGAAGUUCCUGUGUAACUGUGUGUUGGUUGCCGCACCUAUUGCAAAUUUGUGUAGUCGGUCGAGAAAUGUUGCUGGUUCUCGUCUCCCUUUCCCUUUACGAAAGGAUAUCUGCAAGUCGAUUGAUCUUGGAUUGUUGGUUUUGAAUUUAUCAUUUUUGUGCAGGGAGAUGAUCCAGCAUCGUCCGUACACACAAAAGGUGGAUGUGUACAGCUUCGGCAUUGUGCUCUGGGAGCUGAUAACUGGAAUGCUUCCAUUCCAGAACAUGACAGCAGUGCAAGCAGCAUUUGCUGUGGUGAACAAAGGAGUGAGGCCUGUCAUACCAAACGACUGUCUGCCUGUGCUGAGUGAGAUCAUGACCCACUGCUGGGAUACAAACCCUGAGGUUCGUCCUCCAUUUGCCGACAUUGUCAGGAUGCUUGAAGAUGCAGAAACCGAGAUCAUGACCACAGUCCGCAAGGCGCGCUUCAGAUGUUGCAUGACCCAGCCCAUGACAAUUGACUGAACCCAGCAGGGUAUAAGACAGAUGGUAAAAAAGGAAGAAAAUGAGGGCACAACUGAAAAGGUGGGAGAGAAUCCAAAAAUGAAAAAAACAGGAAAGGAAAGGAAAGGAAGCAUAAAGAAGUGAAGCAGUAUCGAACUAUUUGAUGAAUGUGUAUGUAUCAGGUUUUUUCUUUUCUUUUGGGUUUAUUUCAGAUAGGGUGGGGGAGGAAGUUAACAAGCAUUUUAGACUGGGUAGGGUGGGUGCUUGCUUUUGGUGGUUCUGCUGAGAGAAGAGUAAGCAUGUGAUUGAUGGUGAUCAGAUCAUGGUGCCAUUGGGGGGCUUUCCUAGUUUGUUAGUAAUUUGUGGAAAACUAUAUGAUGCUUCUUUCCCUCGCUUCUAAAUAUUUGUAAUUGCGCCUUUGAAAACUCAGAAGACUCUUUGUCCUUUCUCUUUUGUUUCCAUCUUAACUCGUGCUUGUCGAUUGUUCUAUGUUUCCUCUACAUUUCAUAAAGACAAGUUUUAAGC
Molecule: messenger RNA, 1506 nt
Organism: Linum trigynum
Lineage: Eukaryota; Viridiplantae; Streptophyta; Magnoliopsida; Malpighiales; Linaceae
Source: the annotation of a GenBank genome assembly